UUCAAGCGCGGUUUUUAUAUGUGUUUUGUAGGUUAAUAAUUGCUUUUUUGGAUUUAAUUUAAAGAUUGUUAAUUUGUGAUAUGGUAAAUAGUCUGAAUACCAAGGUUAUUUAAUGUUUUACUUGAAAAUAGUGUGGGGAUGAUGUAUUAUCUUUUAUCAAAUGGACAGACGACAUGGAUAUAAAUGAGCUGCUAAUAACAUCUUCGGUUUCAUCCGAAUCAUCUGCUUGUUUAUGGGAUUACAAUACAUUGAAUGUGCGUAAAUUGUUCAAAAAUGGGGGUGUGUUAACUUCAAAAGGUUUAGAAGUUGUUGGACAAGACUACAUACUUGGUUCGGAGUUAGGAAAACCAAUCUUACAUGUUUGGCCAUUGAACAGUCAAGAAUGCUCCAAAAAUACAAGGCUAAUUUUGCCUGAAGUGGCCACAUGCCUAGCUCUUUGUCCGAGAAAUAUAUACUUCGCAGCAGGUAUUAAUUGCAAGGUAUACGUUUGGCAGUUAACAUCUGGAAAACUACUAUCCGUUCAUCAAAAAAACUACCAACCAGUAACCAUCAUAAAAUUUUCGAGUGAUGGUGAUUACUUGCUAAUAGCUGGCCAAGAUGGAAUGCUCGUAGUCUAUAACUUUGCCGAAUUGGUUAAUUUAUCAAAUAGUUUUUUAACACAAACUGAUAUUGGACAAGUUGAACCAAUUUACAUAAAAAAUGAUCACUCAAUGCCGAUAACAGAUCUUCAUGUAGGCUCUUUUGGAAGAAAGUCCCAGUUUGCGACCGUAUCCAGUGAUCAGACAUGUAGAAUUUAUAAUUUAGCCGACGGUGAGGCACUUCUAACAUUAAUAUUCAAUGAAGUGUUGACUGCCACUGUUUUUGAUGCACCUUGUUGGCAGUUAUUUGUGGGUAAUAAUAAUGGAUCCAUCCAUCAGUUCAGUUUAAAAAAUCCUCCAAGGAAACUUUACCAUCACAUUGAAGGAAAGAGCAGCUUAGUUUUUGGAGGCCCCAAAGGAAAAGUUGUAUGUUUGGCAAUAAAUAUUACCAAUACUGUUUUAGCUUCCGGCAGUAACAAUAAUUUAGUGUGUAUAUGGGAGAUAAAAAGUCGACAGAUAAUGAAACGAAUUGAACACAAAGGUUCUAUAACUAACAUUAAGUUCGUAUUAGGCUAUCAUAACUUUUUUUCAGAGAAAUUGAAGCCUUGUGCGAUUUUAAAGAGUUUAGAAAGGAGUAUUAAUUUGUCUGAUACUAAGUUUACAUUAUCACAAAUGCAAGUAUGUGAUUUAAAUUUCGAUGAUGAUGAAAAAUCAUUGGAAAGGGAACAUUCUUAUAAGAAUUUAUCAAAAGAGAAUAUGAAGUUGCGUUGUAUAAAUAGGCAGUUGUACAAUGCAGCUUUAGAAAUAAGCAAAAAAUAUAACUCGGUUUGAAUAAUUUUUAGGGUGAAAUUUGUAAAAUGGCUUAUUUGUAAUUAUUUCUUAAUUAUCUUUGAAAUUUGUUAAAGUUCAAAAAAUACUUCCUUUAAAAACAGUUUUGUAAAUAUCUGUGGCAUAUGUAGUAUGUAGUACAGUAUUUUCCUAAGUUCUAGGUUUUCCUUUUUUUAUGUAAAGAUAUUUUGUAAGUUUUGCAUAAAAUUUUUAAAAUAAUGAGUUUUAUAUCCAGAAGCAAUUAUCUUUAGUAGUAAAAUGAAGUAAAUGUUCAAAAUCAUUUUGUGGUAAUGCAUGUUUAAGAUAAAUUUCGUCUUAUUUAUGUAACAAUAUGAAUACUUCUAAUUGCAAGGAUUACCUUGAUUAGAUUGGCCAAUUGCCCCAAUGAAUGAUGCCAACCUUCCUUCCGCUUUUUGAUUUCUGCAUCGAUAUUGUCCAGUUCAACGGAUGUUGUGUUUUGCUUUGUUUAGAAUUUAAACGACUGACUUUUUAUAAGCUUUUAUUGUUCGAUGAUUGCCUGGUGAAAAGCGAAGUACACUACGCUGUCUGCUUAUAUACUGACUCGACUGUCGCCGAUCUAACGCUUGCCUUUUCCUCUCCUCUCUCCGGACAACCUUCGACUUCCU
Molecule: messenger RNA, 2032 nt
Organism: Anoplophora glabripennis (Asian longhorned beetle)
Lineage: Eukaryota; Metazoa; Arthropoda; Insecta; Coleoptera; Cerambycidae
Product: WD repeat-containing protein 18
Exons: 3
Coding region: 174-1409 (411 amino acids)
Biological process (GO): DNA-templated DNA replication; rRNA processing
Cellular component (GO): nuclear pre-replicative complex
Molecular function (GO): protein binding
Source: RefSeq, a predicted model, not a curated record